AACCUUGUUUUUACUCAUUUAAAUUGGUAACCCAACGAACCGAUCGACCGUAAAUUCCUACCAAAGAUUCAUAGAUAAUGGAUAGAGUCUUGGACCAAAUAAAUAUAAACUAGUUUUAUCUAAAGCCGUGAUAAUAACGCGACACGGACAGUUGUGAACCCGUCUUUAAUUUGUAAAAUAAAAUGAUAAUAGCAUCUAGAUCGCAACCGUCUUGUAUAAUAAUAUUAUGAUCUUCGAAAAAGAUGUAUUAUAAUAAUUGAUAUUUCAACAACAAUGUUGUUCGCGCAUUGCACGACGGACGACACGGCAUCCGGCUUCGCGAUUUCGCACGUGUAGAUAACGGGCACUUCGGUUUCACUAGUAAAUAGCUUUUUAUUUCAUUGAAUUCAGUCGCAUCAUUGUACGUCGUACACUCGUGUUUCGACGUCGACUUAUACGAAUCUAAAGAAUUCAACGACGGAAAAAUAAGUUUACCAAUUCGUAUCACAAUAUACUGCACUGACAUACCUGUUGCAAUAACCACAAGGUUGGCUCGUGGCCCUGAAAAAAUAAGAAUUAAACCUAAUGAUAACCAGGAUUUAUUGAUGGGUUCUUUUAGUGGAAGUUCAUCUGAUAGUGAUUUCCAUAUUGAAGAUCAUUAUAGUGAAUAUAUUAAUAGUGAAUCAGAUUCUGGAUUUUUGUAUUGUCUUCUCGUGCGUGAAAGAACCAUAGCGAAUACUUAAGUGAGACUUUGUAAAAUACGAUGCAAUCUGACUGUUGUCUAGUAUAUAAAAGGAGCUCCGAGAGAGAUCACUAUAUUAAUAGCUCGAUUAAUAGUGAAUCCGAUUCUGGAGAUUCAAAUUUCACUAUUGCUGCAGGUUUCAUGACACCCACUGAAGAUAAUUCUAUUAAGGUGAAUUUAAGAAAAAAAGAAGAUAACAUUCAUGUUUGCAGCAUUUGCUUAGGUGAUGCCGGUGAUGAUGUAAAUGAAUUAAUACAUUUUGAUGAAUGUGCUAUAUCAAUUCAUGAAAGUUGCUAUGGUGUUUGUGAUUCUGGAAGUGUAAAUUCAUCCGUUUCAUCAUGUUCUACCAAAUCAUGGUUUUGUGAAGCUAUUGUAAAGCAGGCAUUGAAAAUCUUACUUGUGAAUUAUGUCCUUAUUUUGAUGUACAUGACGUAUUUGUUCAACUGCAGCAUGACAUGCGGGCGUUUCUUAUUCCAGUUUGCGGACCAACACACACAAAAAACCAUGUGAUCAAUAAGCCAUCAAACAUUUUCAAUAUUCCGGGUGACCAUCGUCCACAGCCAUGAUGGGCUAAGCUGACACCGUGGGCUGCUGGUGGCCAAAGAUGCCAGUCAAUCAAAUCCACUACACCAUUUGCUGCACAGUCAUUUUGUUAUAGUAACUAUGUUUUCCUCUCCCCCCUCCCCGCCCAAAAAAAAGCAAGAUUUGUUAGGCCAAUAGGUCAAUAUUAAACCCCGGUAAUCCUGUGGAGACCACCACGAGAAAUGCGGUGUGUCAAUCCCUGAGGGCCGAGCAUUUCCUUUUUAUUUUCAAUGCACUUGCUAUGUGCCAAUAUUUUAUAUUAUUAAUGAAUAUUAUUAAAGAUUAUAAUUGCCUUGUGCCACAAAGUAUAAAUUAAAUUGUAAUAGCCAUGUGCCCAAAAUAUUAUUUGAUGCACCUUCCAUGUGCUACAUUGUUAACUUAAAAUUGGUAUUUAAACUUGUCAGAAUUAUUAGUAU
This is a messenger RNA of Acyrthosiphon pisum (pea aphid), 1719 nucleotides long. Its product is annotated as PHD finger protein 14-like. The record is from RefSeq and is a predicted model, not a curated record. The coding region runs from base 743 to 1231 and encodes 162 amino acids. The transcript is spliced from 6 exons. Lineage: Eukaryota; Metazoa; Arthropoda; Insecta; Hemiptera; Aphididae.